AUGUGGAUCAUAUCUCGAGUUUUUGGUGAGUCACGAUGGACCAGAGCCAUCUUUUGUGCUGUAGUUCUCCAGGCGCUGCUGGCCAUUGCAUUUGAAGCUGUAAUUUUCGCAUUUCACAACAAUGAGAUCAACACGAUCAACAAUUUAAAUUUGACAUCGCCAGGAACAUCCUCCUCUAUGACUACAGCCUACGCCAAUGCAAGAUCAUUGCUGGUCUACUUUAUCCUAUUUAUGCUCGCACAAGUAUUCACUGUCAUACUAGUAGUUGAUGCUAUCUAUCAACGUAAUACAAUUCAACUUAUUGCGCUGGUCGCUUUUGAAUUAGGCAUGAGUGCUUAUUCAAUCAUUCAAUUCCAUCAGUCUUCAACACUCAUCGACGAUGAUCAGGGAACAAAAAGCGAGGCGCUACAAUAUCUUCUCAAUGCGUAUCAUCUGUCAAAGUGGGCGGAAAUCACUCAAAUUUGCGUCAUGAUUGUCAGCACCAUGAUCUUUGUAUUUCUUGCAUACAAACUCUAUCUGGAAUUUGGCUGGCAUAUUUAUAAAAAGAUCGGCGCAGACUUGGCUAUGCGAGAUCGCUACAAAAUGUAUCAGAUUUUCAUGAUGUUGCUCAAGUUUGAUUUUUUCUUUUUCCUUGGAUUCUCGGUGCAGUAUCUUGCUCUUUUGAUUGUUGCAUGGUGGCCUGAUGCCACUAUAAAUGGAAAUGAAUCAGAAAUUGUCCGGGAGUUGAUAGAGCACAUUAUAUUGAGUUGUGUGCUCUCAAUUACAAUGUUAUGCUCAGCAUAUUGGGGUUUGAGGCGAGAAAAGAAGGUGCACAUGUACAUCUUUUUAAUAUUGUGCGCGGCAAGUAUGGGCUACUACAUUUACAUGUUGGUUCAGAUUGCAUCAGACCCUGCAAGAUUCCUGGGUUCAAAGGUUUUCCUGACCUUUUUCUUAUGUGUUGACAUGGUGUUAAUUUUGGCCUCUGUACCUAUCGCCAUCAUAUGUCUAAGAAAUUUUAACCUCGGCUUAAUGAAUCACAUUUCUCAUGCAACAGCAUCAGCUACCUCAGCUCAUUCGAUGGCUCCUUUGGGUAUUGAGAAAUCAGACUCUUCCAGACGUUGGUCAAUCGAGUAA
Messenger RNA from Mucor velutinosus, 1113 nucleotides. RefSeq names its product AA_permease domain-containing protein. Gene Ontology annotation, cellular component: Golgi apparatus. The coding region runs from base 1 to 1113 and encodes 370 amino acids. NCBI's taxonomy places the organism in Eukaryota, Fungi, Mucoromycota, Mucoromycetes, Mucorales, Mucoraceae. The record is from RefSeq and is a predicted model, not a curated record. The transcript is spliced from 8 exons.